AUGAUCGUAGGGGGCACAACUACAGCCGGAUCUUCCAAGAAAGCCCGCAAGACCUACCUCAGGAUGGUCCAUAGCGUCCAACUCACAGGAUCAGUACCAAAGAUGCCGCGGAUAGAUAACCCCGUCAUAAACUUUUCAGAGGAUGACGCUCGGAGACUUUAUCAUCCUCAUGACGACGCGCUAGUAGUCAGCCUGCAGAUUGGGGAUUAUAAUAUGCAUCGGGUCCUCGUCGACAACGGCAGCUCAGCAGACAUCCUAUACUAUCCAGCAUUCCAGCAGAUGAGGAUUGACAAGGAACGAUUGUCCCCAACGAACGCCCCACUCGUAGGAUUUGGGGGUACGAAGGUCUUCCCUUUGGGCGCGAUAACGCUAGCUGUGACGGCAGGAGACUAUCCUCAGCAGAUCACUAAGGAGAUAACGUUCCUCGUAGUCGACUGCUCGUCCGCUUACAACGCCAUACUCGGGCGACCCACUCUCAAUUCCUGGAAGGCGGUAACCUCUACAUACCACCUAAUGAUCAAAUUCCCGACGGAAUAUGGGGUAGGAGAACUGCGGGGGAAUCAAGUAGCAGCACGAGAAUGCUACAUCUCUAUGUUAGAGAUGGAGGAUCAGCAGCAGAUAAUGUGCAUCGGGAAACAGCGAGCAUUAGCAGAGCCGGUUGAAGAGCUAGAAGAAGUAAGACUUGACGACACACGGCCUGAAAGAACGACUAAGAUUGGCACACUAGCCAGUUGGCCCGUACGCCAGACGAUCACAACUUUCCUAAGAAAUAAUCAAGACGUAUUCGCUUGGAAUCAUGAAGACAUGUCGGGAAUUGACCCAUCGGUCAUGGUCCACAAGUUGAAUGUGUCGCCCUCCUUCCCUCCAGUCCGGCAAAAGAAACGAGUCUUCGCCCGAGAACGGGAAUAG
Molecule: messenger RNA, 909 nt
Organism: Quercus robur (English oak)
Lineage: Eukaryota; Viridiplantae; Streptophyta; Magnoliopsida; Fagales; Fagaceae
Exons: 1
Coding region: 1-909 (302 amino acids)
Source: RefSeq, a predicted model, not a curated record